Messenger RNA from Gadus macrocephalus (Pacific cod), 4972 nucleotides. Its product is annotated as calcitonin gene-related peptide type 1 receptor-like. Gene Ontology annotation, cellular component: plasma membrane. Gene Ontology annotation, molecular function: calcitonin receptor activity; calcitonin gene-related peptide receptor activity; adrenomedullin receptor activity. The record is from RefSeq and is a predicted model, not a curated record. Bases 187 to 1629 code for a protein of 480 amino acids. Gene Ontology annotation, biological process: adenylate cyclase-activating G protein-coupled receptor signaling pathway; cell surface receptor signaling pathway; angiogenesis. The transcript is spliced from 13 exons. NCBI's taxonomy places the organism in Eukaryota, Metazoa, Chordata, Actinopteri, Gadiformes, Gadidae.
UGUGGGCUGACACCAGUGUGUCAUCCCUAUCCCUCCCCAGCUCCUCAGUGAGCGGACAGAGCCGUCGCGUCCGCCUCGCAGCCUACCGCGUCGCCGUGUUGGAUUGCCUUCCAACUUUUCCCGACCAUACGAUCGGAUUGGCUGGGCUAAACACUCAGAUUCAUAUCCUGAUUGGCCAACUCGGACAUGACCCAUUGCAACAUGGAUGUGAUUGGAUGGUUGUGGAUCCUGGCCCUUGUCCUCUGCACACAGAAUGAGGUGUUUGUGAAGGCGAGUCUGGAGGUGAAUGAGACCCAACAACAACCAUAUCCCACCAACGUGUACCACGACCUGGGGGUCACCAGGAACAAGAUAGUCACCGCACAGUUUGAGUGCUAUCAAAAGAUUAUGAAGGACAACAACCCCAAAGGCCCAGGUUCUGAGUCCAUGUGUAACCGAACCUGGGACGGGUGGCUCUGUUGGGAGGACACGACUGCAGGCUACACCUCAGAGCAGAGCUGCCCUGACUACUUCCAGGACUUUGAUCCUUCAGAAAUGGUGGUGAAGAUCUGCACUGACAGUGGCAGUUGGUUCCUCCAUCCCGAGAGCAACAGGACGUGGACGAACUACACCCGCUGCAACGCACACACUAACGAAGGACGGAUGACUGCAAUGAAUCUUUUGUACUUGGCGUUCAUUGGACAUGGGCUGUCGGUGACCUCCCUGAUAAUCUCACUUGGAAUAUUCUUCUAUUUCAAGAGUUUGAGCUGCCAACGGAUCACCCUCCACAAAAACCUGUUCUGCUCCUUCGUUCUGAAUUCUAUUAUCACCAUCAUUUCGUUGACGGCUGUUGCAAACAACCAGGAACUGGUGCAGAGAAAUCCAACCAGUUGCAAGGUGUCCCAGUUCGUACUCCUGUACCUGUUUGGCUGUAACUACUUCUGGAUGCUGUGUGAGGGAAUAUACCUGCACACGUUGAUCGUGGUGGCCGUGUUUGCUGAAAAGCAGCACCUGAUGUGGUACUAUCUCUUAGGAUGGGGCUUCCCGCUCAUUCCAGCUUGUAUACACGCCGUGGCUCGUAGCUACUACUACAAUGACAACUGUUGGAUCAGCUCCAACACCUCCCUCCUCUACAUCAUCCACGGACCCAUCUGCGCUGCGCUCCUGGUGAACCUCUUCUUCCUGCUCAACAUCGUGCGGGUGCUCAUCACCAAGCUGAAGGUGACCCACCAGGCAGAGUCCAGUCUGUACAUGAAGGCUGUGAGGGCCACCCUGAUCCUCAUCCCGCUCCUCGGCAUCCAGUUUGUCCUGCUGCCCUACAAGCCCGCGGGACGGGUCUCCUCCGAGAUCUACGACUACAUCAUGCACAUCCUUAUGCACUACCAGGGCCUGCUGGUUGCCACAAUCUUCUGCUUUUUCAAUGGAGAAGUGCAAGGGGUUCUACGGCGGCACUGGAACCAGUACCGCAUCCAGUUCGGCAGCGGGCUGGGCUCCCACUCCGACGCCCUGCGGUCGGCCUCCUACACGGCCUCGUCCAUCACCGAGGUGCAGGGCUGCUACAGCAUCGACGGCAACUCCGAGCACAUGAACGGAAAGGGAUUCCACGACCUGGAAACGUCGAUCUUGAAAGCCGAUAAUCUUGACUCCUGAACCAAUGGGAUCUUUCUUCUCAAAGGCCCCGAAGCAGCGGAGCCCUCAAUGCCCCUCAGCUCCACCCCUCCGUUGAAGGCUCCUUGGCAGUUUGCUGCCUUUGGAGGUAACUGCUGCCCCUGAAUGGUUCUAGGGCCCCUGAAUGGUUCUAGGGCCCCUGCACAGUCCUAGGGCCCCUGCACGGUUCUAGGGCCCCUGCACGGUUCUAGGGCUCCUGCACAGUUCUAGGGCCACUCAAUGGUUCUAGGGCUUCUGCAUGGUUCUAGGGCCACUGCACAGUCCUAGGGCCAAUGCAUGGUUCUAGGGCCACUGCACAUUCCUAGGGCCAAUGCAUGGUUCUAGGGCCACUGCACAAUCUUAGGGCCAAUGCAUGGUUCUAGGGCCCCUUAAUGGUUCUAGGGCCACUGCACGGCUCUAAGGUCAUUCAGCGGUUCUAGGGCCACUGCACAGAUCUAGGCUCAUGGAUGGUUAAAGGGCAAAUAACGGUUCCUAGGGCAAUCAAAUGGAUCCUCGGGCCAUUGCAGUCCCCUUCCCCCCACUAAUUCCACACCCAUAGCUCAACACCUACAGACUUGACCGGCGUCGUACAGGAUUUUCGGAUAAUGGAUGACCGCUGUGUUGAAUAGUUGGAGAUCCUGCUAUUCUUUGCUGAGGUGAUGAAGGUGAUAAAGAAGGAGAGCAUAGACGACAAACUGACUGACAACAAAACCAUCUUUCUUUUAUUUUACUUGCAUAAGCAUGUUGCCUGGGAACAUUCUAGUUUAUCAGCGCUGUGCAAACAAAACCCCUCUCAUGAUUCUGUACACUGUGUAAACCUUGUUACUUUGUUGUACUGCAGAUUAUGUUUUUCUGUGCCUUUUUUUACCUUGCACCGUAAGAUCCAAUUUUCCCACCAAAUUGCCCAGUUCACAUACCUCACUCAAUAUGUACUCUUGGGUUUUGUUUCACGCAUCAAUACCAACCAGUUGUUAAUCAUGGUUACAAUGUAAGUCUUCCGGUUGUAUUAACUCUCAUCACAAAAAGGGGAAACAUUUUCGUGAACUCAUUUGUACAUAGUUGUUAAACUGAAGGUUAGAUCACCACUGAAGGACAUUUCUUCAAUUCUCUUUUGUUUUAUUUGUUUUAAAUUGAUUAAUGUAUUGUGUAUAAGCUUUGCCAAAAAACAUUUGUUGCUGCUUUUUGUAAAAAGUAAUCGUUAACACCCUACAAUGCACAAGCCAAUGUACAUAUAUAUAGAGCUACCACGAAAUAGCUACAACAUUUCUAUAUUGCACAAAUACCAAGCAGUAGUACACAAAGACUACUUCAAUACCUACAUUCAUUUUGGUACAUGUUUGCCAUAUGAAGACAUUAACGUAUGUACACCUUCCUUUUAAAUCUGGAGCUUAUGUCUGGUGGACAUAGUAAGACACUAGGCUUAUCGUGAUGUCGGGCAGCAUUCUGGCAGCCCUAGACUUAGACUUGUUUCUGCUCAUAAUCGCUCGACUUGCACAUGUACUGUCGCUGACUUCACAGUGCAUAACAUUCCAAUCACCUAUUUGUUCGUCAGUUUAUCCUUCGAUCACGCAACACUCUUUAUGGUCAAUUACUACCAAUAGUCAUAGUCAUAUCGACAUUGGUAUCAGAAACAAUGGUGUUUUGCAUGGUUUUAUGGGUGGUAGGACCUUUCAAGACUGUAUGUCAAGUAUCUGUUAUGUCCAUGGCUGCAUUGCGUUAAGUAUGCGUUUAAUGGUUAAAGAUUUAGAAUUUAUUUUAUUAUUUAAGUGAAACCUGGUCUUUCAAUCUUGGCACAUAUUUCAACCAAUUCUGCUGUCAUUUUCCCUGUGUGGAAUUCUAAUUGAAAACUAUUUUUCUAUUCAAAAUAGAUCUACAUAUGUCAUUUAUGACUCCAAAUGUUGUAGGAAACAACAAUUUGUUCAUGUAGAUUUAUUAUCUAUAAAUUAGCAAACAAGGUCAUGGUUUGGUUCGUCUUUAUACAAUAUCUAAUAGGAUUAGCAUUGUUUAGAUCAUGAACCAAUCAUGAACUGAUAUGAUUGUGUUUGCUGCAGAGAUAAGUUUGGUUAGAUUUGGCUUGUAUUUUGGAGAGGGGUUGGGGGGUUUGUUUCCAAGAAAGGGGGUGGACUGUUAAUGGAACCUGGAUUCACAUGUUGUUUAGUAAUGUCCAGUGUCGAUCGUCCUUCCUUUGUUUUUUUCUAUUUGACUGGUGUACAAUUUCUCUGUAGAGAGGGACUCUGUAUAGCGGUGUUUUAAACUGAAUUGCACAAUCACAGCAGUAUCAUACUAAAAGGUUUCUGAAGCACUUACUGUUAGUAUUAAAUUGUUUGCAGAAGCUUUGAGGAUGGGGGAGGAUUUUGUCUCAUGACUUCUGUCCGUGUCCUCAGAUUGCCAGAGACUGAACUCUGAACGUUAAUUGAAAGAGCUCAUCCAACCUUUUCUCACAUAACUAUUUCCCCCGUGAAGGUCUUCUGGGUAACAUUAUCCUGACAGUUUAUCAGUUUGGUUUGCUACGUUGAGCUCGACCCCGUGUUGUCUGUUAGGAUGUGUACUUUUGGUUUUGUUUGUUUGUUUUCUCUAUUUAUCCGUUUUUUUCCCCCCCCGGACAGGGACAGACCACAUAAAUGUGCUUUUGUUUUACUACGGAACGAGUUAGCUAUGAGGCUAAUAUUCAAAGGGUGCAUUUCUGCCUCUUUAGCAACAUAGUUGACUUUCAGAAUUACAGUAUACAAAUACAAAGCUGAUGAAGUUAACCAUGUUGACUGUGGCUUUUUGUUCUUAAUAAUGUUGUUGAUGUUUAAUUUUCUGCAGGACAGUUUUAGCACAUUACCCACUUACUCUUAACCAUCAUUCAGUUAUUUUAUGAAUUGUUACAAAGUCUUCAUGAAACAUUAUUAUCCGCGUUUAGUGUACAUUAUAACCAUUUAAUAAGCACACGUUUGUUAAUAUAAACAAAUUACCAAAUGUAGUUCUAUGUGAACCUUUACGUUGUGUGUUAUUUUCUUGAGGCUAUACUUAUUUUAGAUGGGUUUCCAAAGGUCUUAUGAAGUCUUUAUGAAGUCUCAAGUGUGGCUUUGGAUUUAUGGGAUUCAUGACAAAUGCAUUGAGGACGAUGUCUGUAAUAUCUGAUUUUACUCUACUGUAUGUAUCUUUGGUGUAUCAGAACACCAUGUCUCCACACUACUGUCUGAAUGUACAUGGUGGUGUUGUAUCAUAUAAGUUUCGAAAAAAAUAAGCAUAUUUACAUAUUAUAUAUAUUUUUUAUUGUAUUUUAUUGAAACAGACAAUGUUGCUAUCUUGUGUUUAUCUGAUGAAACUAAUACAGCAUAGCAAAGCCUUAGCAACCAAA